GAAUGAAUCCCACCGGACCGGAACACCGCUCGUUUUGCAUGCCUGUCGCGAAAUGAUGACGUAACCCCCCUGGUUAUUUGUAUUGUUUUGGUUAGUGCUAUUUCCCUUGUACAGAAUUUAUCCUGAAUCAUUCGUUUUAGAUCAAAUUACAGUUUUUUUAGCUCAAUCCACAGAGGUCAUGGAAGAGCAGAGUAAUUCACCUGGAGCGAACACCGAUAACGGCAGCCAAAGGAAUGGAGAGGAGAAGCCACGCAGGACCAGCUGGACUAAAGGGAGGAAGAGGAAGAAGCCGAUGAAGGACAGUAACGCACCCAAAGCCCCGUUAACGGGAUACGUGCGAUUCAUGAACGAUCGACGGGAGCAGCUGAGGGCCGAGAGACCAGACGUACCCUUCCCAGAAAUCACCAGGAUGCUCGGCAACGAGUGGAGCAAGCUGCCUCCUGAGGAGAAGCAGCGCUAUUUGGACGAGGCAGAGAAAGAUAAGGAGCGCUACAUGAGGGAGCUGGAGAAGUAUCAGCAGACAGAAGCCUAUAAGCAUUUCAAAAGGAAGGUGCAGGAGAAACAGAAGGGAAAGCGACUCAGAGGAGAUGUGGGCCGGCAGGCUGCCCGGGAAGCUCUUCACGAGAGUGAUGGAGGUCUGAAGGAUCGCUCAGUGUUUGAUAUUCCCAUCUUCACUGAAGAGUUUCUGAACCACAGUAAAGCACGAGAGGCGGAGCUGCGGCAGUUACGCAAGACCAACAUGGAGUACGAGGAGCGUAACGCAGCCCUGCAGAAACACGUGGAGAGCAUGCGCAGCGCCGUGGAGCGCCUGGAGGGAGACGUGCUUCAGGAGCGCACACGCAACAGCCUGCUACAGCAGCACCUCGACCAACUGCGCUCAGCGCUCACAAACAGCUUCUCCAAUGUGCCACUGCCUGGCAGCGGAGAGAUAGCCAGCCUGGACUCCAUCGACUCCUACAUGAAGAAGCUCCACAGUAUCGUGAUGUCCAGCCCUCAGGAACACGAGCAGCUCAUUAGCUUGGUUCGGGAUGUGGUUAACUGCCUCGACAGGUAAUUGAGGAGUCCUGAUAGCUGUUUUGCCAAAUCCGUUCGAUUCACACCACCUGUCCCUAAACCCAUUUUUUAAGACUUGCAUUACUACACACAAUUAUUCAAAUGAUAAUUAUUUAUUUUUAGUGCCAUUUUUAUCAGCUUUUCUUACUUAAACGUGGUCAUCCAUUGGUAUUUAUGGAUAUUUUUUUUUUACUGGUAAGAAAGUGGAACAAUGUGUGUGUAUAUGAACUAUAUCCCUUGUCAACGUUUGUUUGUUUAUUUGUUUUUAAUUUGAAAGAAAAGUUAGCAUUUUAGUUAUUUCAUUACUUUAAUACAAUGAAAUGACCUUUUGUAUCUUGUUUAAUCUGAUUUAAACUGUAGUUAGUAUGUUUGUUUGUGAUUUUGCCACUUGCCCUUAGUGCCAGGGUUCCAUCAACGUGUAUAAAAGCUGAAAUGCUUCAUUGACCAAUAAACUGCGUUUGCGAUAAA
This is a messenger RNA of Hemibagrus wyckioides, 1521 nucleotides long. RefSeq names its product high mobility group 20A (gene hmg20a). Bases 179 to 1054 code for a protein of 291 amino acids. Gene Ontology annotation, cellular component: nucleus. The record is from RefSeq and is a predicted model, not a curated record. Gene Ontology annotation, biological process: regulation of gene expression. The transcript is spliced from 9 exons. Lineage: Eukaryota; Metazoa; Chordata; Actinopteri; Siluriformes; Bagridae.